Ictidomys tridecemlineatus (thirteen-lined ground squirrel) is the source of this 3005-nucleotide messenger RNA. The record is from RefSeq and is a predicted model, not a curated record. NCBI's taxonomy places the organism in Eukaryota, Metazoa, Chordata, Mammalia, Rodentia, Sciuridae.
AUGUCGCGCUCCAUCCCCAUCUGGGCGCCCCACUCGCGCCUCCCCUUGAAAGCCCCCGAAGUUGGACCGACGCCCGCGAGAGUUUGUUCCCGCGGGCGCAGCGCCCCGGGCCUGGCGCUGUGCGGUUUCGGGCGCCUCCACCCUCUCUGGGCCCUCGGGAACCCCGCUUGGCAGCGUGCGGAGAGGAUCUGGCUGCUGGACCUUCAGGACUCGCGGCCGUGGGGGAGGGUCUGCUUUCCGCCUGGGCCUCGAGCUGGGGCCAGAGGCUGGGAGGAGGCCGCGUUGAGUGGGAAGCCCAGGCCCCGGGACUGGGGUCUUUCCUUUAUCACCUUCAUCUGCUAUGUGGUAUCCUCAGCGUCUGCCUUCCUCACAGUGCCUCUGCUGGAGUUUCUGCUGGCCCUCUACUUCCUCUUUGCUGAUGCCAUGCAGCUGAACGAUAAGUGGCAGGGCUUGUGCUGGCCCAUGAUGGACUUCCUGCGCUGUGUCACCGCUGCCCUGAUCUACUUCGUCAUUUCCAUCACAGCCGUCGCCAAAUACUCAGAUGGGGCUUACAAAGCAGCUGGGGUUUUUGGCUUCUUCGCCACCAUCGUGUUUGCAAUUGACUUCUACCUGAUCUUUAACAACGUGGCUAAAUUCCUCAAACAAGGAGACACCACAGAGGAGAACACAGCCCAGAGGGCAGAAGAGGAGAAUUCCGACUCUGACUCUGACUGAAGGCCUGCCCAUGCCAGCAACCUGAACCACACAGGACCUUCAGGCCAGCACCUGCCUGACAUGCUGAGGAAGCAUGUCCAGGGGAAGCUAUGUGUCAGGAGGAAGACUGCCCAAUGGCCCUCCCCACUGCCUCAAGUUUACACUCCUGAGCCCAGCACAUGAGACUGCACUCCUUGGCUUAGUGCUGUUGAACCACUCCACAAGUGAGGGCAUCUUGAAUAUUCCACCUCUUCCCAUUCCUGUCUGCAUACCUUAAGCCCUUCAACCUCAAUACUAAAGACAAGCACAAAGAGACGCAGCAGACAGAGCUGUGUUACUGCCUGCCACAGCAGUCAGCUCCGGCUGCAGGGCUGAGUCAGGGCGGGAGGGGGAUGGCCUGUUUCAGCUAACAGAUGUGAACAGAGACAGAACCACUGCAGGCCAGCCCACCAGGGCCCCGUGGCCUUUGCAUGGAGUGCCCCUGCUCACACAGCACUUUGGUAAGGAAUCUUUUGUUCAAGGAGCACAAGUUCCUUCCUCAUUGUGAAACAGGAAGGAAACUGACCUUGGCCUUACUGUCCAGGAGUGGAUGACACCCACCCAGCACUUCACACUUGGAAACAUCUUCAGGUGAGAUAACUGUUCCAAGUCUAACCCUGUUUCAGACAGGAGCUCACAGAUGCACAGAUCAGGGCAACACAGAGGAAACCCAUUGAUCCAUGGCAGUGACCAUGUCAUGGGCAGCUGGGCAGGCCCAGCCAAACCUUUCUGGUGACAAAUGUUCUCAUCAUCCUUCCUUCUGGAUACUGGGGCAGGUCUACUGACCACCUCAUGAGAGAUGAGCCCUCUGUAUUUGCCUAAGGAUUUUUUAGUGUUAUAUAUCUUUGAUGGCAUUUUGUACCUUUUUAUAAUUUUUUAUACAAAAGCAGCUUUAACAAAUGGCAUUUUCUGUGAGGCAAGAGGCCUCAUGAAUGAGCCAAAGUUCUGACCCAUGUCUUGGGCACUUAUAACCUUAUUCUUCUCAUGCAUGUGAAUCUCCUAACCUGAAAAAAAAGCGUUUAAUGGAUUAAACCAGACUGACUACCUGCUUGCAGUGUGAUUGAAAAACUCUUCCACCACCCAGAGCAACAGUGUACAAUAUCCUAGCAUGCUUCAGCACAAACUGGUAACACACGAGUGAACCCUUACAGCUAUAGGUCUUAGCAACAAGGCAUGCAUAUUCACUCAUAUGCCAGGCCUAGCAUAAGAAUCUGGCCAGCAUUUGAUCCUCUUAUUUCAUCUCAUAGUCAAGUAAAUGGAGAGAAAGGGUAGGACUCUGGCCCAGGGCCCUAUCACACAUCAGGAUAACCUCCCACAGCAGCCAGACCCUAGGCAUUUUGAACAAGGUACCUGAGUUGCAGCCUGGAGGACCCUGGUGAGUGUCUGGCCCAGGCUGAUGGGAAGAGGCAACUGUCACACACAAAGUGUCCUGAAAAUGUGAUACAAGUAGAAUGGGAAGAAGCCGACAGAGGUCCCUGGUGGAGUUUCUGCUUCGCCUUGCCAGUCCAGCAGAGCUGGUAUCACAGAGGCCAUUGCAUCCUGUGGACUGGGUCUCUGUUCCACCUCCACUGAGCAAGACCAUUUCAGAAGCUGGGUCCACAGCCUUUUGGGGGGUAGGGGCAGCAAGGCAGAGAGAAGAGACAAUAGCAUUUUUAUAUGUUCAUUUAUUAAACAAGAACUCCUUCAUGACAAUUUAAUACAAUAUUUAUUAGCGAUUAGUGUUGAGAAAAUUAUUUCCCUCUACAUAUAAAAAUACAGAUUUGAACAAUGAAAACAAUCAAGACAAGUACCAUGAAAAAUUGGUCCUUCAAAAGAAGUAAAGGGGGAAGAUCUAGGGUAAUGUUAGGCUUUGUAUGCUGUCAGGAACAAAUCAACAGAAGCAAAUGCUUUGGGGCCCACAAACCACAUCAAAUGUGUAGGAACAAACCCAAGAGCCAGUCAGAGCCACAGGAGGCUCACCCCGCAGCACCCAUGUCUACUUGAGAGGCCAGGAUAGAACUCUGUCCCAAACAGCACAAACCAACAUUUGUCCAGUGGCCAUCACCUCAGAACGCCCCACAGCUGUGUCCAUAAACUGCCAAAAAUACUUUCCACAAGCAAAGUGGGGCAAUUAACAUUGCCCCCCAAAAGUGCCACUAGCUGAAGUACCGAUGAAUGAUCUGUUGGAAAGUUAUUAUUUAGCUUUUGACUGGACUUCCGUCAUUAUAGAAUUACAUGUUUUGAAUCUUCAGAAGGACAAAAAAAAUAAAGCUACAAUUUCAUGUUUCAGUAAA